AUGGCAUCGUCUGUGCCCGAAAACAUUGCAAUCCCUCCGAAAGAAAUAAAAGAUGUUAUUGAAAAGUCUAUUUUGUACAUUCAAAAGAAUGGCAAAACUUUUGAAGAAAGAUUGUUGAAGAAUAACAAGAACAAUCAGUUCAACUUUUUGAAACCAGAUGAUCAGUUUCACGAGUAUUAUUUGUGGGCUUUGAAAUCUCAUUCCGUCUCGCUUGGGCCUACUAUGGAGAAAGACGCCCAUUCAGAAACCUCCGCCAAUUUUGGAUCUGGUGAUAUCCCAAAGCCAAAGGAUUUGGAGUUUUUGAUAAAAGAUUUCCCCAGUAUAUGUGAAAGGGACUUACAAAUAAUUAAGAUGACGGCUAUGUAUAUUGCUGUUAACGGCGGGGACAAGAUUAAGGAACUCAUAAAACACGAGCAUGAUUUGGGACGUGGCGCUCAAUUCGAAUUUCUCAAGCCACAACACUCUUUGCACAAUCUACUCCAAGUCUAUGUCAAGCAAUAUGAAGCUGUGAAGAAAGCUAUCUCGGAUUCUACCCACCAAAUACAAGAAGACUUAUCGAACACAUUGAAGGAGGCGGAAAGUGGUAGCUUUGCAAUCUUGACUAAAGCAUAUGAGAGGGCCCUAUAUUUUAAGCAAAACAAAGUACGAAGAAAAAAGCAGGAUGAACAGUUGAAGCAAAAAAGAAUACACUUUGCUCUGAUUGAUUGGCAAGACUUUACUAUUGUUGAAGCAGUGAAAUUUGAUGCAAUUGACGCGGUUAGGGAGUUGAGCGUGCCGUUGAAGAGGGACGAUUUACUAAAACGAUCUCUUACCGAAAGAAACCAGGACUUAAAACUACCCAAAUUCAAACCGGUGACCUCGAGUGUGGAGGAAAAGGGGAACAAUCUUGAGGCUCUCUCACCUGCUGAUCGUCUGGAGGAAUCACCAAUGGAGAAUACAACUCCCCCGCCAUUCAAAGGAAUGAAGAUUAAGGCAGCAGGGACAACCAGAAUAAAGCGCAAUUUUACUGCUGUAGACAGGUCAGGCAAGGUAGUACUGACGUCUGAUUCGACUGACAAGAUAAAGUGUCCAGUGACAGGAAAAUUGAUCCCGGCUGACGACUUUGACAAUCAUUUGCGAAAUAUUUUGAGAGAUCCAUCGUAUAAGCAACAGCAAGAGAACUAUUUGCGCAAAAACUUCAGCUAUGAAUCGAACAUUACUAGUGAUCAGGCAUUUGAAAAUAUUAAGAGAUUGAUGAGAAAGAGACACACAGAGGAGCAUGAUGGUCAACAAGGAAAAGAAUAG
Messenger RNA from Lodderomyces theae, 1284 nucleotides. RefSeq lists its product as uncharacterized. Gene Ontology annotation, molecular function: RNA binding. NCBI's taxonomy places the organism in Eukaryota, Fungi, Ascomycota, Pichiomycetes, Serinales, Debaryomycetaceae. The record is from RefSeq and is a predicted model, not a curated record. The transcript has a single exon. Bases 1 to 1284 code for a protein of 427 amino acids. Gene Ontology annotation, biological process: mRNA cis splicing, via spliceosome; regulation of alternative mRNA splicing, via spliceosome. Gene Ontology annotation, cellular component: U2 snRNP; catalytic step 2 spliceosome; U2-type prespliceosome.